AUGGCUUUUGAAGAAGAUGGGAAAUCGUACGUUGAAUCGUUCUGCACCGCAAUACAAAAUCCCGAUCGUAUGGUGCGGCAGCGGGCGCUGAAAAAUUUUGAGCAGAAUUACAUACGCAACGUUGAAACAACAGAGGAAGUCUCUAGAAUAUUCGACGACAUAUAUCUGCAUAUUUUACGAUGCUACAGUGACCGUUUUGAAUCGGUGCGAAUACUCGCGGUGACUGCGUUGGAUACACUUUUGGCGAAACUUCCGACCAAUGAUUAUUACCUGGAAUACGUCAUACCGGUGUUGCAGAAACGAAUUGGACAAGCAGAAACCAUUGAAGAAAGUGAAGAACUCCGGUUGCAGUUGUUGGAGCAGCUCGAGGCAUUGGUUAUCAAGUAUCGUGACCCCGAUGGGAGCCGUGGUGACCCGUUGUUGAAAGUGUUUGAUAAUGUAGUUGAUGUCUUGAUCAAAACCUUGCGAGAUCCGUAUCCAGCGGCACAAAAGAAAAGCUGUGACAUCGUUGCAGCGCUGGCAGAAGCUACGCCGAGCCUGCGUUACCGAGCGGAAGCAUUGGUGGCCCCGGCCAAGUCGAUUCUCGUCCACCGCCACUCAGCGAAUAGAAUUGCAGCAAUCGAAACGCUGGGCAUACUUUCGCUACAUAUUCUCUCGAAUGGUGAUCUGGUCUCGGAGAUCAUUAUGGCAAUCUCACCGUUGCUCAUGGACGAUGUGCCCUUUGUACGUCGUGCUUGCGGCCGAGUGGGUUGCUUAUUGAUGCAGAAACUUCGCGAUCGUUACUCAUUCUUUCACCGCCUUCUUCCUUUGGUGUUGAACUGCCUAAGUGAUGAAACGGUGGAAGUACGUGAAGAUAUAAACAAACGUUGGAAGGAGGCUGGAGAGCUAUAUUACCGUGAGAAUGAAACCGAGCUCUCGAAAGUCGCUCUAAUAGAGAAACUGCCAUCUGGAUACCCGGAUGAUCGGUACACGAGACCGACUUUACCCUGUCGUGCGAUUGUACAGCGAAGCCUGCGUGUAGUGAAUCUGGUGCUUCAUGAGAUGGAGGAAUGGAAGGAAAACAUUCGGCUGCACGCCACGAAGCUGCUUAAACAGAUAGUACUCCACGCUGAGCGCUCUUUGUCGACUAUGUUUCUGGAUAUAAAUCCUGUACUAACGAAAGCUUGCAUGGAUACGGAAAUAGCAAUCGUUUCGGAAGCUCUAAGCGUGUGCGAGUUGAUGGGAAUUUUGCUUGAUUAUGAAACGUGGAGUGAACAUGUAUUAUCUGAGUUUAGGAAAUUUCCAACAAUCGGACAAUUACGUUGCAUGUGCAAACUUUAUGCCAGCUCUGUCUAUGAGGAAGGAAAGCGUAAAAAUGUCCGACAGUUUGCGGCACUUCUGCUCGAUCCGAAUGUUUGUCACAACCACAUGGAUCCAGUUUAUCAGCGGGAACUUCUCAAUUUUUGCACCAUACUCGCAACUAUUGGUCAAGACCGGGAACUGCUUUCCGCAGCCUUGGAGGAAAUUACGGUCAGCGAAUCGAAAGAAGGCGAACAACAAAGCCUCGAAAGGACUCUGUACACCGUGGUACUGAAAGUAGUUGCUUUCUGUUCAGGAAUGGAAGAGAAAGUAGAAAUUCAUGAACUUGGCCUAAGUGUCCUUCGCCAGCUAGACGGAAACGUCGAUCGGUUGCAUAGGCAUCAUUUGGCAAGUGUCCUGAAUAAAAUUGAACACUUGGAAAGUGAAAACUCAAAUGCUAACACAAGUAUAUUGCUACUGUGCGGAAUUGUGUCGGAGUGUGGUUUUCAGGAAUUAUACUUCGAUACCAUGAAACAAACAAUAGGAAAGGCUCUCUCACAUGCAACGCCUGAAGGGAAAGUUAAGCUUUUUAGCGCUAUUUCACUAGCAAUGCUAUCUUGGAGCGCUAACAAUCAGCAACCAAAAGAUGUCCAGUUUUCGUUGCUCAAAACAUUCACUGACGACUUGAUCGCUCCUCAUCUAAUAUGGACUGUAGGUAGAAGUGCUGAAUCUGUCCGCGCUAUGUCAACUGCAUGUUUUGCAUCGAUGGCGCAGGGUGUGAAUAAUGAUGUGUAUAUGUCAUUACUGCCAUCAUAUAUUAAUGUACUCUCCGGGUUGAUAGACGAUAACUGCAUUGCCACACGUGCCUACACUUUGAAAGCUCUGAUUCAUCUAGAAGCACUGGAUUUUGAAUCAUUAAAGCUGGUGGCAUUUCCCAUCAUGUCCCGACUAGACGAUCCAAGCGGAGAAGUACGAGAACUAGCUGCAAUUUGUCUGGGGCGUUUACGGCUUGACGUGACGACGAUAGCAACUUUAUCCGAUCGACAGGCGCUCGAGGCACGAUGGCAGGACAUUCUGCAACAGAUACUUUCCGUGAUGUUCCUACAUUUGGAACAUCCGGAAAUAAAGUUGCGUUCGGCUAUUUUUGGUUCGUUGAAGCGUUUGUACAUUGAUAAUCGGGACUUGAUUAAACGUUUGAGCGAAGAAGUGUCCCUUGGAUGUUCGUAUCGAAAGGAUUUAGAUACUAUAGUAACGGGAAAAGCUGAAUCAGAAUAACUUCCAAC
Messenger RNA from Anopheles nili, 2561 nucleotides. It is a transcript of the gene Dnaaf5, whose product is annotated as dynein axonemal assembly factor 5. Gene Ontology annotation, biological process: outer dynein arm assembly; inner dynein arm assembly; cilium movement. The coding region runs from base 1 to 2553 and encodes 850 amino acids. The transcript has 8 exons. The record is from RefSeq and is a predicted model, not a curated record. NCBI's taxonomy places the organism in Eukaryota, Metazoa, Arthropoda, Insecta, Diptera, Culicidae. Gene Ontology annotation, cellular component: cytoplasm. Gene Ontology annotation, molecular function: dynein intermediate chain binding.